Molecule: messenger RNA, 198 nt
Organism: Paramecium octaurelia
Lineage: Eukaryota; Ciliophora; Oligohymenophorea; Peniculida; Parameciidae
Source: the annotation of a GenBank genome assembly
AUGAACAUUGAUUAAAAUAUGGAGAAGUUCUAUUUUUCUGACUUUAAUUGUUAGGAUUAAUUCGAAUAGAUACAACUUGAAAUAUCUUACUUUAAACAAAUCCUCCUUCCAAAAUUAUUGAUAUGUCUUGUAUUCUAUUGUAUUUUGACUCAAAAAGUCUAAAAUUUAUAAACAAUCAAAAGUCAAUCAAGGCUAUGA